GCGGAUAUUCAGAAAACGGUGCCAGAGCUGCAGACCAUAAAGCAGUUAAAAUAAACCUACAAAUGAAUAUAUACUGUAAUGAUCUAGAUUUGCAAAGAAGCCAUUAUCGCACAUUUUAAUAGUAUUUGUUUCUUUUUAAUUCGUUUAACUUUCUCCUGUUGGUGUUUAACGGCCGUAUUUGUAGCUUUACAAAGCCACCAUGGCUGAGGAGUGGAGGCCGAAGCAGUGCACUGUGGUUCUGCCCACGGAGUCAAUGAAGGCCAUGGCAGAGUCCAUAGGAGUGGGGCAGCUACAGGAGGAGAGCUGUGCUGCCCUGAGCGAGGAGGUCAGCUACAGAAUAAAGGAGAUCGCCCAGGAUGCGUUGAAAUUUAUGCACCACGGAAAGAGAUGUAAACUGACGACCAGCGACGUAGAUCAUGCUCUUAAACUGAAGAAUGUAGAGCCUCUCUAUGGCUUCCAGUCGCAGGAAUUCAUCCCGUUCCGCUUCGCCAGUGGAGGAGGGAGAGAGCUUCACUUCUACGAGGAGAAGGAGGUGGACCUCAGUGACAUCAUCAACACACCCCUCCCUAGAGUCCCCCUUGACGUUUCGCUCAAAGCUCACUGGUUAAGUAUUGAAGGUGUCCAGCCUGCUAUACCAGAGAACCCACCCCCAGCCCCCAAAGAGCAGCAGAAGACUGAAUCUACAGAGCCUCUCAAAGCGGUCAAGCCUGGUCAGGAGGAGGAGGGCUCCAUCCAGAAGGGCCAGGGAGCUACAUCUGCAGAGGCUAAAGGUAAGAAGGAUGGUCUGAUGAGGAUGAAGGCUCGCAGUACUCACGAGCUCUCAGUGGAACAGCAGCUCUACUACAAGGAGAUCACGGAGGCCUGCGUCGGAUCCUGUGAGGCCAAGAGAGCUGAGGCUCUACAGAGUAUCGCCACAGACCCCGGGCUCUACCAGAUGCUCCCCAGAUUCAGCACUUUUAUUUCUGAAGGGGUCCGUGUGAACGUGGUGCAGAACAACCUGGCCCUGCUCAUCUACCUGAUGAGGAUGGUCAAGGCCCUCAUGGACAACCCCACACUCUACUUAGAGAAAUAUCUGCAUGAGUUGAUCCCAGCGGUGGUGACGUGUAUAGUGAGUAAGCAGCUGUGUUUGCGGCCUGACGUGGACAACCACUGGGCUCUGAGGGACUUCGCUGCCCGUCUGAUGGCCCAGAGCUGUAAGACCUUCAGCACCACCACCAACAACAUCCAGUCACGCAUCACCAAGACCUUCACCAAGAGCUGGUUGGAUGACAAGACUCAGUGGACGACACGCUACGGCUGCAUCGCUGGACUGUCUGAACUAGGACCUGACGUGAUCAAGACGUUGAUCCUGCCCAGGCUCACUGUAGAAGGAGCUCGUAUCAAAGCAGUGUCUGAUGGACCUGUUGUCUCCAACAUCGAUAAGAUAGGAGCAGACCACGUCCAAAGCCUUUUACUGAAACACUGUGCCAGCGUCAUCGCUAAAACUCGUCCCCUGCCUGACAACGUGGAGCAGUACCGGGCAGACUACGGUUACCUUGGGCCCAUGCUGUGUUCUCAUGUGGUCAAGGCCAGGGCCCAGGCAGCACUACAGGCCCAGCAGGUCAACAGAACCACACUCACCAUCACACAGCCUCGGCCCACCCUAACAGUGUCUCAGAGCGGAAUAGGAGGGUCAGGGGGGUCCCGUACCCCCAGCAUCAUUAAGGUAUCCAGCUCCCUCACCCUCAUGUCCACCCGACCAGGCACCCCAACACAGCCAUCGCCCCCGUCAACCAAGUACAUCGUCAUGGCAACCAGCUCAGGGGCAUCGUCCACCCAGCAGGUGAUCACUCGGACUUCCUCCUCAGUGACCAGCACGGUCGCCAGCGCUACCUCCACGCUGCAGCCUCUGGUCAAGUUGGAGUCUGGAGGGGCCGGCGGCCUGGGGGGGUCGCGACCUCUCCAGAAGUACAUUGUGGUGUCCCUCCCCUCCUCCUCUCUGGAAAGUAAGAGUGGCGUGCUCCCUCCCUCCUCUUCUUCCGCCUCCCCCAUCUUGCUGGAAGCCGGGAUGAAGAUGGAUUGCUCAGACUCCCCCGGCGCCAGCACAUAGUCCCCGCACUGAGACUCUGGGUGUGUCCCAAAUGGCAAACAAUUCCCUUUAUAGUGCACUACUGUUGACCAGGGCCCAUAGGGCUCUGGUCAACAGUAGUGUGCUAUAUAAGGAAUAGGGUGCCGUUUGACACAGACACUGGCUUGUAAUUGGCUGAGACAGCCCUCUGAUUGGCUGAUGGUAAUAACAGAGACCUCUACCUCCGAUUGGAUAGAGGUGCCUGGGAGCGAGGACUUUUGGUGCAGGUGUGGAAACUAGCUUCUGGAGUAGCAAAGGAAUUGUCAGAAAACGGGGGAUAUUACAGUGGCAAGAAAAAAUAUGUGAACCCUUUGGAAAUACCUGGAUUUCUGCAUAAAUUGGUCAUAAAAUUUGAUCUGAUCUUCAUCUAGGUCACAACAAUAGUCAAACACAGUCUGCUUAAACUAAUAACACAAACAAUUAUGCGUUUUCAUAUAUUUAUUGUACUCACCGUGUAAACAUUCACAUACCAGCGUGUAAAAAGUAUGUGAACCCUUGGAUUUAAUAACUGGUUGACCCUCCUUUGGCAUCAAUAACCUCAACCAAACAUUUUCUGUAGUUGCGGAUCAGACCUGCACAAUUAUCAGGAGGAAUUUUGGACCAUUCCUCUUUACAAAAAUGUUUCAGUUCAGCAAUAAUCUUGGGAUGUC
This is a messenger RNA of Salmo salar (Atlantic salmon), 2757 nucleotides long. RefSeq names its product transcription initiation factor TFIID subunit 6. Gene Ontology annotation, biological process: transcription initiation at RNA polymerase II promoter; RNA polymerase II preinitiation complex assembly. NCBI's taxonomy places the organism in Eukaryota, Metazoa, Chordata, Actinopteri, Salmoniformes, Salmonidae. Gene Ontology annotation, cellular component: SAGA complex; SLIK (SAGA-like) complex; transcription factor TFIID complex. The record is from RefSeq and is a predicted model, not a curated record. Gene Ontology annotation, molecular function: protein heterodimerization activity; RNA polymerase II general transcription initiation factor activity; transcription coactivator activity.